Molecule: messenger RNA, 1062 nt
Organism: Yarrowia lipolytica CLIB122
Lineage: Eukaryota; Fungi; Ascomycota; Dipodascomycetes; Dipodascales
Biological process (GO): acyl-CoA metabolic process; fatty acid catabolic process
Cellular component (GO): peroxisomal matrix
Molecular function (GO): fatty acyl-CoA hydrolase activity
Source: RefSeq, a predicted model, not a curated record
AUGUCUCUUCUUGAACGAGAGCUUCAAAUUGAGGAGAUUGAUAUCAAUCUCUACCGGUCUGCCAAGGAGCUUUGGCGACCUAUCGGUCAGCGAGGUAUCUUUGGCGGCUCUGUCAUUGCUCAGGCCCUGAUGGCUGCUACCAAAACUGUGCCCCCAGAGUUCAUUAUCCAUUCCAUGCACUGCUACUUUGUGUUAUCUGGAAACCCCGACCACCCCGUGCUCUACCACGUUGAGCGGGUCCGAGAUGGCAGAAGCUUCGCUACCCGAACAGUCCAGGCCAAACAGCGGGGACGUGUGAUCUUCACCACUACAUGCUCUUUCCAGGUUGACAAGGGCAACGGAAACAUGCAUCAUCAGAGCCGAAUGUACGAGCGAGAGGUCAAGAGCAGUGGAAAGGCUUUUGAUGGCGAACACGAGGCCACCAACGGAAUUCCUGCUCCCGAGAAUUGCGUCUCCUCGCUGGAGGUGUCCAAGUACCUCAACAAGCAGGGCGUGAUCAGUGACGAUAUUCUCAAGAAGAUGGUGGAUCGAUCAGUUGAGGAUCCCAUUGAAAUUAGACUAGUGACCGGUCUUCUGAACAAGGACGAUGGUCUGCUUCCUCAUGAACGAAGAAUCAAGUUCUGGGUUCGAUGCAAACCUGUUAUUGAGCGAGACGACGUUCAGUCGGUCGGUAUUGCUUACCUCAGUGACUCUUUCCUGCUGGGAACAGCUAUCCGAGUCCAGCCCCUCAAUCCCGGUGCUGCCUCUAUGGUUGUUUCCCUGGACCACACAAUCUACUUUCAUGGCAAGUUCCGAGCUGAUGAAUGGCUGCUGCACGUGAUUGAUUCCAACUGGAGUGGAAACGAGCGGGCACUGGUCCGAGGACGACUCUACAACCAACAGGGAGUCUUGGUCGCCACAGUGUUCCAGGAGGGUGUCAUUCGAUUGAAGGAGAAAUACAAAGGCAAGGCUGUAGAGACCACAGAUGACUAUCUUAGCAGCGGAACGAGAACUGAUGCUGAGAAGGAGGAGUCUAAGAAGAAGGGAGCCAUGGCUGCUAAGAGUAUUGACAGUAAGCUGUAA